This is a messenger RNA of Amyelois transitella, 1045 nucleotides long. RefSeq names its product NADH dehydrogenase (ubiquinone) complex I, assembly factor 6 (gene sicily). Lineage: Eukaryota; Metazoa; Arthropoda; Insecta; Lepidoptera; Pyralidae. The transcript is spliced from 5 exons. Gene Ontology annotation, biological process: biosynthetic process; mitochondrial respiratory chain complex I assembly. Bases 110 to 1045 code for a protein of 311 amino acids. Gene Ontology annotation, cellular component: mitochondrion. The record is from RefSeq and is a predicted model, not a curated record.
CGCUGUUGUCAACCUAUGAUAUAAACUCACGAGAAUAUUUUUCAAAAAUAGGCCUAGCAAAAAUAGAAAAGAAAAGUAAAUUAUAUAGGUGCAAAGUAUUUCAUUAAACAUGAAUGUGAAUAUUUCUAAGCAUUUAAGAAUUGUUGCCAGAAACCCCACUACAUUUAUUAGAUUAUACUCAACGAAUAACUCUGAUAAAAAUGGUGUGAAUUAUUGCGCUAAUGUUGUAAGACAGCAUGACUAUGAGAAUUUUCUAGCUACGCUUUUGAUGACAAAGGCCAUACGCUCACCAGCAUUAGUGGUUAGAGCAUUUAAUGUAGAAGUAGCCAGAGUCCAAGAUGUAACUUCAGAUCCUAAGGUUGCAGACUUCCGUCUUCAGUUUUGGUUAGAUACCCUAAAUGAAAUUUAUAACCCAGGCCAAUCAUUAAAAAAUAUACCUGCAAAUCCCGUGGCACAAGAAUUAUAUAAGGUUUGUAGCACUUAUAAACUUCCAAGAAGACAUCUAGAAAAACUAAUUUCAUCUAGAAGCACAUUAUUGAAAACUAAAUAUUUCCGAAGCAUGGAAGAUGUGGAAAGAUAUGCUGAGGAUACUGUAUCAUCAGUAUUCUACCUUAUUUUAAGUAUUGCCAAUGUUAAGAGUGUGUACGCUGACCAUGCCGCAUCUCAUCUCGGAAAAGCUCAAGGCAUAGUCAACAUUCUAAGAUCUUUACAAGUAUCCAGCCAUCACAAAAUGGUAUCUCUACCUAUGGAUAUUCUUAUGAAAAAUGAUAUUAGCCAAGAGACUGUACUGAGAUGUAUAGACAGUGACAAAAUGAGGAAUGUGACCUUUGAAAUAGCCAGCAGAGCUAAUCAUCAUUUGACCAAGGCUAGAAGUAUCACAGUACCUAAAAUAGUUAAUCAAAUAUUACUGCCCGCAGUAUUUGUGGAUGCAUAUCUGCAAAAGCUACAAAUACAACAUUUCAACGUUUUUAGUAAAAUAUUACAGCUCAGAACUCCCACUUUACCAUUUCAGCUAUACUACAAAAGGUUACUGAAUAAAUAUUAA